This is a messenger RNA of Sebastes umbrosus (honeycomb rockfish), 2069 nucleotides long. It is a transcript of the gene htra1b, whose product is annotated as HtrA serine peptidase 1b. Lineage: Eukaryota; Metazoa; Chordata; Actinopteri; Perciformes; Sebastidae. Gene Ontology annotation, biological process: programmed cell death; proteolysis; positive regulation of apoptotic process. Gene Ontology annotation, cellular component: extracellular region. The record is from RefSeq and is a predicted model, not a curated record. Gene Ontology annotation, molecular function: protein binding; serine-type endopeptidase activity. The coding region runs from base 152 to 1600 and encodes 482 amino acids. The transcript has 10 exons.
CCAGAACACAAGUUCCUCUCUGCACCAGUUUGUUUUCAUCCUGACCUUCCACACUGCAAGAGCACACUAAUCUUUGCAUUGCACAUUCAUUUAAAGUGCAUCUCUCAGUUUCUCUCAGAGUUUCCUGCAGGACUCUCCUUGCUCCAUCACCAUGAUGCGUCUCCAGCUGGUCCUGAGCGUCUCGGUGCUGCUCUUCAGCCCGACUCUGGUCUCCGGAUCUCGGAUAGUUAAACGCUUCGCCAUCGGCUGCUCGGAGAAGUGCGACAAAUCCAAGUGCGCUCCGAUCCCUGCGGACUGUCUGGCCGGUGAUGUGCUGGACGGCUGCGACUGCUGCCCGGUGUGCGCGUCCGGAGAGGGCGAGCCGUGCACCGGUACCGACUCCGGUAACGGACACAGUGAGUGUGCAGAGGGGAUGCAGUGCGUGGUGUCCGGUGGAGGUGUGGAGGUUUCCAGCACCGUGAGGAGGAGAGGGACAGCCGGUGUGUGCGCGUGCACCAGCUCCGACCCGGUGUGCGGCAGCGACGGAGUCUCCUACCGGAACGUCUGCGAGCUGAAGCGAGUCAGCAACCGGGCGAUCAAGCUGCAGCAGCCGCCGGUGAUCUUCAUCCAGAGAGGAGCCUGCGGGACAACUCAGCUGAAUCCUGACAGCCUUCGCUACAAGUACAACUUCAUUGCUGACGUGGUGGAGAAGAUCGCACCUGCUGUCGUUCAUAUUGAACUGUACCGCAAGAUGAUUUUCUCUAAGCGGGAGGUGGCAGUAGCCAGCGGCUCCGGGUUUAUCGUGUCAGAGGACGGACUCAUCGUCACCAACGCUCACGUGGUGGCCAACAAGCACCGAGUCAAGGUGGAGCUGAAGAGCGGAGCCACAUACGACGCCAAGAUCAUGGAUGUGGACGAGAAGGCCGACAUCGCUGUGAUCCAGAUCGAAGCACCGAUGAAGCUGCCGGUGCUGCUGCUCGGCCGGUCGUCGGACCUGCGUCCCGGCGAGUUCGUGGUCGCCAUCGGCAGCCCGUUCUCCCUGCAGAACACCGUCACCACCGGCAUCGUCAGCACCACCCAGAGAGGAGGCAAGGAGCUGGGCCUCCGCAACUCCGACAUGGACUACAUCCAGACGGACGCCAUCAUCAACUACGGCAACUCAGGAGGACCACUAGUCAAUCUGGACGGAGAGGUGAUUGGCAUCAACACUCUGAAGGUCACGGCAGGAAUCUCCUUCGCCAUCCCCUCAGACAAGAUCAGACAGUUCCUGGCAGAGUCACACGAAAGAAUGAUCAAAGGUAAAACAUACCAGAAGAAGAAAUACAUCGGCGUCAGGAUGAUGAGUCUCACUCCAUCGCUGGCUAAAGAGCUGAAGGAGAGGCAUUCAGACUUCCCAGAUGUCACCUCCGGGGCGUACGUCAUCGAGAUCAUCAGAGGGACUCCAGCGGCGGCAGCUGGCCUGCAGGACAAAGAUGUCAUCAUCAGCAUCAAUGGCGAGCGGAUCACCUCGGCCAGUGACGUCAGCGCAGCCAUAAAGAAUGACAACACGCUGCGAGUGGUGGUGCGGCGAGGCAACGAGGACGUCAUCAUCACCAUCGUCCCCGAGGAGAUCGAGCCUUGACGUCUCAACAACAAUCAACCACCAGUCAACCAAUCCCGAGCUGGCUCUCAGUGUUUUUCAACCAAUCAUGAACACUUUGAAAAACCAAGCCACCAACAGGGUUGUGUGUGCGUCUGGGGCCACACCUACUGCGUUUAAGAACUUGUAAUUAUUAGCACUGCUCUUCCAUGACGUUACGCUCGCACACCUUCACAGGUCCAACGUCAUGACCCCGGGAACCAAAGCUUCAACCCCGUCGUCAUACUUCUCAUGUUAGUUAUUCUUCUAAUCCCAUUUUACUUUCCAUCAUCACGGACCUUUUCUAUUCUACUUACGCCGCCUGUCGCUACAAAGAGAUUACUGCAGGUCACCGUAGUUCUGUUUGGUUGUGUACGUUCUUGAUGGAAUAUUUUUUUAAUAGUAUUUUUGUCUCUAUGUGUUUGAUGACAGUUUUUUAAAAUAAAGGGAAUAAAAUUAUUUUCAAAAGUGA